AAUGAGUUCGAUGUCUCUUAAAGGGCGACCAUUACCUAACUUUUACGAUUUCGUAGAAAAUUCAACAGAAAGAAAUAAUUGCGAAUGGUCGGAAUUGGUGGAUAAUAGCCAAUUCGAUUUAAUUCUUACCGAAAAAACCCUUAAUAAAUGGUCGGAUAAUGAAAAAACGCCACCAUUCAACGGUCGAUUAGAAAAGGAUGCGAAUUUUAAACAUAUAAAAUUUCCGAAUCCUAUGGAAAGUCCAAUUUUGAGGAAAACUCCAAAGUCUCGUAUGAAACUUGCUUUAGAUUCUGAAUAUAAAAAAUCUCCGAUCUACGAAUAUAAGCAUGGUCGACCAACAGGUUAG
This is a messenger RNA of Dimorphilus gyrociliatus, 346 nucleotides long. The record is from the annotation of a GenBank genome assembly. Lineage: Eukaryota; Metazoa; Annelida; Polychaeta; Dinophilidae.